This is a messenger RNA of Penicillium canescens, 1533 nucleotides long. RefSeq names its product RING-H2 finger protein. Lineage: Eukaryota; Fungi; Ascomycota; Eurotiomycetes; Eurotiales; Aspergillaceae. The record is from RefSeq and is a predicted model, not a curated record. The coding region runs from base 1 to 1533 and encodes 510 amino acids. The transcript has 4 exons.
AUGGGGCUGGUUUUCCUCUUUCUCCUGUUCAUCUCCGUGCAGGCCGAUGUUGUGGUUCUACCUUCCAACAUCACUGAUUUGAGCCCUACUCGCUCUAGCGGAUUUCGCAUUCAGGGUGCCAAUCUCACCGGUCAAAGAGUUGCCCCGUUAACCGAGGCCCUCUCUGGAGCGACCAGCGCCCACCUCCAGUCCUUCAAUCAGUCUGGCACAGCCACCCAAGUCAAACCCGGCAAUUCCAUCUCGCUGACUGAUUCGGAUAUUGCCUGUAUCUCUUGUGAUCCGGACGACUACCCUGGCUUUUACACCUUGGACGACACGGUUCAGACUGUCCUCUCUGCUUCUGCCCUUCCUGCAGCCGUGCUGUUGUACACUCGAUAUUCAUCGCACUGUAACUUUACAGCCGAUGAUCAGACUACCGCCCGGUACAAUAACAUCUUUACCCUUACAGGCCCAGGUGCCUGGUCGGCGCUGCAGCGUACUUUCAGAGAAGCCUCUCCUACCAUUGCCAUCGUCUCAAUGUCGUUGAUGACCAAUGUCCCGACCGAUACCGGGGAUUCCGGGGGGUCCGGCAACAGUCCUAACACUGCUAUGAUCAUCCUGUACAGUAUUACAGGUAUCAUCACGGCACUGUUCCUGGGAAUUAUUAUCACUGGUGCCGUCCGGGCCCAUCGGCAUCCAGAACGCUAUGGACCUCGUCGUAUCGCCGGACGAGUGCGGCAAAGUCGAGCUCGAGGUAUAGCCCGAGCCAUGUUGGACACUAUCCCAGUGGUCAAGUUCGACGACAACAAUGACGAAAUCGAUGCCGCUAAGCGGGACGUUGAGAUGUCCGCCGGUCCCGAUGAUCCCGCCCGCGAGCACUCCCCACCGCGCCAUGGUGUCACUGGACACUCGACGCCGACCGAGUCCGAACUUCCCACUCCCGUUGAGGACACACCAAUUGCUGCCCCAGAGAAGACCGAGACACCUGAAACAGGCAACUUCUCGUGUCCGAUCUGCACGGACGACUUCGUCAAGGGCCAAGAUCUACGUGUCUUACCCUGCAACCACCAAUUCCACAUGGAAUGCAUUGACCCCUGGCUGAUGAAUGUCUCCGGCACCUGUCCCCUUUGCCGUAUCGAUCUCAACCCGCCACAGGAAGAGACCGAACAAACCGAAGAAGCAGGUGAACACCAAGAACCAGCAGCCCCCGCCAACCAAGAAACUCAAGCGUCCCGCCACACACACCGUCGCCUCACCAACUACCUGCACGGCCCCCUCAACGCCCGACGUAUGCGCGACGCCACGGUGGAAGAGCGCCUCGCCGCUCUCCGCCGCGUCCGCGAAGCAAACCAAGGCCAAGACCAAGCUGAACCCACCCCAGAAGGCACCCGCCGCCGCCUCACCACCCGCCUGCGCGAUCGCUUCCGCAUCCGCACGCGCGCCCAUGGCGUCGAGCCUGAAGCCGAGACUCAUACCCCGGCCAGCGAGGCGGAGGCUGAGAGUGGGCCUUCUUCGAUGCCUGCAGCCCCUGCGCCUGCUCAUACGACAUCUUGA